Messenger RNA from Ilyonectria robusta, 1050 nucleotides. RefSeq lists its product as uncharacterized. The coding region runs from base 1 to 1050 and encodes 349 amino acids. Gene Ontology annotation, molecular function: oxidoreductase activity, acting on the CH-OH group of donors, NAD or NADP as acceptor. The transcript is spliced from 2 exons. NCBI's taxonomy places the organism in Eukaryota, Fungi, Ascomycota, Sordariomycetes, Hypocreales, Nectriaceae. The record is from RefSeq and is a predicted model, not a curated record.
AUGGCCGGAGAACUCGUUCUGCUUACUGGUGGCACCGGCUUUCUGGGGUACACCAUUCUAGUAGACCUCCUGAAGAGCGGCUAUCGAGUUCGUGUUGCGGCUCGUUCUCAGGCCAAGAUCGACAAAGUCCGGGCGGCUCCUUCAAUCUCUGCCAUGGAUCCCUCCACGACCCAGCUAAUGUUUGUGAUCGUGCCGGACUUGGCAGCCGUUGGCGCGUACGAUGCCGCCGUACGGGGAGUCGACUUCAUCAUCCAUGCUGCCGCACCUGUCCCGACAAGCCAGAAACCGACUCCUUCGAAAGAGUCACUGGAGGAUGUCUUUGUCACAGCCUCUGUGAAUGGCAACCUGGGUCUUCUCAAGUCCGCAAACGAGAAGGGCAAGACGGUGAGGCGCAUCGUCAUGACCAGUUCCACGGUAGCCAUCGCUCCUCCUGAAGUCUACGUCACAGACACCAAGGAGCGCGAGGUUGUACGCGGGCCCGAGACCCGCGUGGUCGUUCCGGCGCCGCCGUAUGACUCUCAGCUUCAGGCGUAUGUCGCGAGCAAAGCUGCAGCCCUCAACGCCUCGGAGGCAUUCAUGAGAAAUAACACCACGAGCUUUGACCUGAUCUCCAUCAUGCCAUCCUGGAUCUUUGGCAAGGAUGAGCUCCUCACCAGCACCAAUGACAUGCGCAAUAGCUCCACCAAUGUGCUGCUCUACAGCUUGUUGACCGGCAACCAGGGAGAAGCCAUGAUCGGAAACGUCGUUCUCUGUUCCGAUGUGGCUCGCGCGCAUGUCAGGGCACUGGAUUCGGAUGUCGACGGAAAUCAGUCCUUUGUCCUCAACGUUGAAGGGAAGUGGGAGGAUAAAAUCCCCAUCGUCAAGAAGAACUUUCCUGAAGCCUUUAAAUCCGGUCUCUUUCGGGAGAGUGGUCCGCAGCCGACUAUACUCUUGAGAUGGGAUUCGAGUAAGGUACGAGACGUUCUAGGUAUAAGCCUGGCUGGGUUUGAUGUAAUUGUCAAAGAAGCGGCUGGUCAGUACCUGGAAUUGGUGGAAAUGGAGAGCAAGUAG